Messenger RNA from Fulvia fulva, 357 nucleotides. RefSeq lists its product as uncharacterized. Lineage: Eukaryota; Fungi; Ascomycota; Dothideomycetes; Mycosphaerellales; Mycosphaerellaceae. The record is from RefSeq and is a predicted model, not a curated record. Bases 1 to 357 code for a protein of 118 amino acids. The transcript has 3 exons.
AUGGCGGACUCAGGCAGUUCGUCGACCGGAAGAAGGACUGUCACAAAAUCUCAAUUCUUUGCACAGCUGAGCUUGGACGAGGAGAGUGAUGAACACCGACGUAUCUUUGUAUACAUGCAGCAAGAGGCUUCGGCUGGCUGCAGGAGAUUGUUAGCUCCUGGUCGUCACGACUCCGCGGAUCAUGUUGAUGAGAUUGGAUUUCGACAAGAAGUCUUGCAAAUAUACCAGGCAGCAAGACCGGAGACUCGACGACUGUACGAUUUGGGUGUUGUCACCGGGCCCGAUGGCAUAGCCAACGACAACUGGGUGGUGAGGUGGAUACUUUGGCAAACAAUGCAUCAGCCCAAUGGCUAUUAA